Molecule: messenger RNA, 5473 nt
Organism: Patiria miniata (bat star)
Lineage: Eukaryota; Metazoa; Echinodermata; Asteroidea; Valvatida; Asterinidae
Source: RefSeq, a predicted model, not a curated record
GCUUCUUCCUGCUGAUUGGCUUAAUGUUAUGGAGUCGACUGAGGGCGCACUUUUAAGAGCGGUACCCAAAUCAUGCGCGUACGAUGUAACACAAAAUACAAAGGAGCACCAGUCUCGGCGAGAGGAAACGCGUGCGAAACGUCUGAACUGUCAAUGACUGUCGGAUGGGAUAAAAGUUUGUUUUAAUUGUCUUCCGUAAAUAAUGGAUAAUGACGGCGACGUUGAGGAGGAGCAGUUAAGGAAGGACAUUCUCCAGAUAAACCAGGUCCUUGGCGACGAAGACGACGAAGGGGACGAUAGUGACAUUGAUUUUGUGAUUGAUGAAAGAGACACAACACAACGGGCUAAUGAAGAGCUGCAUUUGCAUGAACUUGGUGUUGACCAAGAACUGUGUGAAGAGGACGCAGGCUUUCCAGAGACAUCUGAUGAAUGCUCUGACCAGCAGUUGUUACUGAUCAAUCAAGAAAGUCAAAAGAAUCUGCAAGAUUUGUUGGCCAGAGUGCAGGAGGAACUUGCCAGAAACCAAGCAGAGCAGGGAAAAGUUUCUGCCAACCCAAGUGAUCAUGAACAGAAGAACUUUGACUUGUGUGUCCGACGACUCUUCAGGAGUUACUUUGAAGACCGUGCUGGAAGGACACCUCCUCACAAUCAUGAGACGAUACAGAAGAAGGAAGCCAACAUGCCCAACCCAUUUGAAGGACCACGGAUAAAAUGGAAGAAGGAACAAGAAGAGACACUAGCGGAAGGUAUCAAGACAGACGGACUCAAAAGGAGGUUGCAACCCAUCCUGAAUCGCCAGGAGGUUCUGGAGGAUAAGAUUGAUCGAUUGAGCCUCCCAAAGGACCUGGAGAAAGCCUACGAAGAAAUGAGAGAGAACAGAAAGAAAAUUGUCAAGAUAGAGGAUCUACCAGACUCGGAGUUUGUAGGCGAUCGAUUCCGAGACGUUGAUUGGGAAUGCAUAGCCAGUGUUGAUUUUGAUGGAGAGCGCACAGGGGAAGAGUGCCAGCUACAUUGGCAAAACCAUUUAUACCCAACCAUCAAUCACGAGACAUGGGAGGAGACAGAGAUGAAAGAUUUGUUGAAGGUGGCCGCCGAGCACGAGCAUAGAGACUGGGCAGAGAUAGCCGAAGCGCUAGGGACGGGAAGGACAGCCAUGCAGUGUUUGUCGAUGUAUCAACAACUAGACGACACCUUUGUCAAUCCUAUUUUCAGCAAAGACGACGACGAGUUACUUCACGAAUUGGUCAGAAGGUUCCAAAUGGGCAACAAGCAUAUUCCAUUUGCCAAAGUGGCUUACUUUAUGGAGGGUAAAACUCAGCAUCAAGUUACUUGCCGCUGGGUAAAGACUGCUGAUCCAGAUAUCAAGUUUGGAAAAUGGAGCAAAGAAGAGUUAAAUAAAUUCCAUAAAAUGGUAGAGCGGUAUGGAGCUAGGAACUGGUCUCGACUGGCUGAAGAGUUUCCCGGAAGGACACAGUAUCAACUCAGGCAAAGAUGGGCAAAUUUGUCUGCUCCUGAUAUCAAACACGGCUCAUGGGACUACCAAGAAACCAUCAGGUUCCUCAAGAAGGCACAGGAAAUUGGAAUCGGUAAAUGGGCUGUGAUCGCUGAAGCUUUGAAAGAGCCAGGAGAAAAACGCAGGACAUCGGCUUUACUUAUGCGAUUCAAAAUAGUGGUAAGAUCUUAUUUGAACUGGAAGUCUAGAACCAAUCCCGAGGAAAACAAUAACCUUGGAGCGGAUGAUCUCUAUAGCGGCACGUUUUUACCUGGCUUGAUAGCUUUCAUUGAGAUGAGAGAGAAGCAAAAGGCUGCGUUGGGGCCUUCCCUUGUGUACCGUGAUCAUAGGGCCAAGGGUCAUCGGGCAAGACGCAGACAUGAAGAGGAUGGUGACGACGAAGAUGAUGAGAGUGAUGACCUAGAUAACAUCGAGGAGCAAACUCAACCGGUAUGCAUAACAGCAAGACAGAAGGCAUUGGCACGGAAGAAAGGCCUCUCUGUGCCAGCGUCAGCCGCAGAGAGAACAGUUGAUGCUGAACAGGGAGCGGCAAGACUGAUGACACAAGCAAGGAUCAACCAUCAGAGAGAGCAGACACUGGAUGAGGACUUACCAAGUGCUGAUGAUCAGGAAGAUGAAGAAGCCAGCCCACUUGAUGAGAACAGUGAAAAAGAAGACGAAGUUUCUUGCUCCUCCACGAGAAUUGUUCCUUCUCAUACUGCCAACUUGACCAACGUAUAUGGCCCCCGUGGUUUAGCAAGAUGGCUGAAAAAAAUCCACGCCGCCAACGCCGCGCGGGCAGCGCAAGUCGCUGCCAAAUCCAAAAGAAAAGAACAAGAGCGAAAACAAAAAAGGACACACCAGAAGAUGGACAAGUCUACCUUCCAAGCGAGUGAGAAGUCGACAUUUGAUGUUCAGACGAGCAUGAUUUAUGUUAAUCAUAAAAGAUGUGGAGGGGUAGGGCGGAAGCCCCUGACAUCGACUGAUCACCAACUGUUUCAGGCUGUGGACCCUAUGUGGUUGUGUCGCAAUGGAAACUCAGGCCGACCUACAAGACGCACUGCUCAAGCACAAGAACGUACCAGACAGGAGAAGCUAUGUCGGGAUGAUCAGAGAGCAAUGUUUGGACUACUGCUCAAGGUGUUUGAUGUCGAUUUAAACUUCACAACAGCAAUUGCCAGACGAAAUCUGACAAAGUCUAAGGUGGCUGACAAAAAAGAAAAGGAGGACUCGGUGGAGAAUGUUUCUCGGGACCAAACUACUGGAACAGGGAACCCGCCAGCAUCAUCAGGAAGUCGCAUCGAUACCACUGGUCCUACCAGAGAAAUAGUGAGGAUGCCACAGGGAUUGACAAGUGGCACCCAAGUAUUGAACACAGGCCCUCAAGGUGUGAUGAAUCGCACUCCAGGAGUGCCUGUUAGCCCUCAAGAAGUGCCUAGCUCACAAGGAGUGACAGUCAGCCCGCAAGGGGUGACCACACAAGGGUCUGACGUAGAAGAGACUACAUCUGAUGGAGAAUGGAUGACUGUUAAGCAACAACUGAAGCGCAAACGAUCCAAAGAAGCACGAUCUACCACAGUGUGUCAGAACAGUCAAAAUGCUAAUGCUGCCCCAGCAUUGAAUUCCAAUUGUAAUGCAGGUUUGAACCAGAAUAAUCAGUUGGGUUUGAAGCCUGUACCUCAACAUCCGCAGCAACCUCAAUCUCAGUUGCUUUUGCUCAGAAACAAUCUUACAGGACAAUUGGUUCUGGUUAAGGCAUCCACACCAUCGGCUGUAACUCAUCCAAACACUGCAGGAGCUGCCCCUCAAAUUCAGACCCAAUCUACUCUGACUCCAGGCAGUUCAUCAGCUGUACAAGUUGAUACUCAAAAUCAAGGAGGUUCUUGUCUCAUCCAACCCAGUGUACCUUACCAAAUGCAUCCACCUCAAAGCGUUCAGACUGCACCAGUUCCGGCCUUUGGGUCGCCUGUUAGAUCUGCGCAGGUGCUUGGACAGCAAGGAGCGUCACCUGUAGUCAUUGCAAAUCCUCCGAAUCCGUUGAUGGUUGGUGUUCAAGGUGGCACGGCACCUGUAAUGUCUUUCUUCACUUUGCCACAACAACCUGUGCCUCGUGAUGGAUUGGGAAAUGUACAGGUGCCAGCGCGACAAGUGCAACCUGUCAUGAAUGUUGUUGUUGCAAACGGCCAACAGCCGCAAGACCAAGCGACUCUUAAAUUCCAAGUGCCAAAACAGGCAAAUUCCCCCUUGCCACCAGGUUUGACAGUUACUCCGCCGGCUCUUCGGCAAACAACACCUGCUGUCUCCGCUUCCGCAGUGUGCAGUGAGUCCUCAAAAUUUGUUGAAUUGCCUCUACGCGACGGGUCCAAAUUUGCUCUUACAUUGGAUCAGUACAAAUUGUUUAAAGCAGGUAAGCUAGGAGAUGUAUCAUGUCCACUCUUGACUCCAACCAGAAAAGUUGAGGACAAACAGCCGGAUGCAGUGUCGAGUCAGUCUGAGAAGACGGCGGCCCAACAGCUGAACAGUGAACAAGGGCCUGAGCAGACUCAGUCUGGAGAGGAACAAGAAAGAGAACGCUCUAAAUCUCCAGUGCCAAACUUGGAUCCACCAGAGUUUUCGAGUCCUGGAAGGAGCGGCAAAAGCAAAAAAUGGAAACCACUCAAACGGAAGUUACAUACCCAGGAUAUCUCACUUCUGCCACCAAAUGUGGCAACGCUUCAAGCUCUGACGUCACUACUGCUUGACCGUAAAAAUCUUGAAAAGCAGCGCGAUCUUUUCAUUGCUGAAUUUGAAAGGCAGGUAAAGAAGCAACAGGAAGACAAAAGAGGGAGCGCCUGCUUCAAAGGUUACCUUGAGAGUAGAAACACUGCUCAAGUAGAGUCAAGUCAAGGAAGCAAAUCCACAGGUACCCCUCAGAAAGCAUAUCCAAAUGGCUGUAUGAGUCAAGACAGUGAUACAGACGCAUCAUCACAUCGGUUAUCAUCUGACAGCUCUAUUCCCUCCUACUCCAGUAGUCCAAAAGCCAAAGAUCCUCAGCAGAGUGUCUCGUCUCAAAUACUGGAAGGCCAGAUGGAUGCCCUAAGAAAGUCAGACUUGUACAAGGUCCUUUUAAAACGAUUCCUCUCCCUAUUUCUCUGGCCAGGACUUCUGUCUUCAACUCGAAUUAGAGGCAGUCUCAGCACAACCAGUCAAACCUCUUAUAUAACUGAUCAGCCUUUUGUGAUGACAGGGACAAGUAAGCCAUGUACUGCCUCAAAUCCAGAGAAAUCCCAAAAGGAAGCUCCUCCCACUUCAAAGGAGGCAAGUGUCGGAACCAAAAACAAAAAGGCAACAACUUCCAAAGAAGGAAACCAGACUGAAAUAGAUGAUGUAAAUCUUGUCUGCACUAAAGAAACAGAAGUCAACAGAAGUCAAGAAGAAACGAUGGAGACAGCAACGGCCUCUCAUUGCCAUAGUGAUGAAAAGAGAGCGAACGUCAAUGUUAUGGCAUCUGGACUAAAGAGAAAAGCUGCAGAUUCUAUGUCGACUUGCAAUGGCGAAGAACAAGAUACAAAUGGUAAAGGAAACAGUGAUGCUGCAGAUGGUUUAAGACAUAAAAAGAGGAGAGCUGCUGUUUGCGGGGCUGGAGAUGCAACCGUCUAAAAUGUCUAGAAGACAACCAACUUGGACUCUGACUUGAAGGAAAGUGAAGAGCAGGUAUGUUGCUGAUAUUUAGGAAAGAUGUUUCAGGAUGCCAAGGAAAGUAUAUUUUCUGAUUUUUUUUUCUUAUUGGACUGAAUUCCAAAGGGAGAAACCUUCUGGGCCUUGGUAAAAUAUAAACUUAAACUUAUAUAAAUUCACAAUUUAUAAGAAAUACAUAUGUUUUUCUUAUUUUGUUAUCUUGGUUAUUUAAGUGAAAUUCAUUUUCCCUGAUCUAGGUAAUAAUUCAAAAGUGUGAUGUAGAAUGUAAGAAGAAAUGACGUAUUAAAAAUUUCCUUGCAAACA